ACCUCUGCUGAGACUUUGCUCUGGAACGGUGACAAUCUCGGAUACAUCAAGCUCUCAGGAUGACAGUGGAAAAGCAAGUGAAAAUCAGCAGCUCAGCUGUGCGCUAUGGGGCUUCUUAUGGCGGCAACCGAGUCUUCAGCGCAGGAAGGAGCUUUAGGUCAGGAGGUGGAGGUGGCUUUGGAGGUGGCAGUGGCGGUGGAUUUGGAGGUGGCUAUGGAGGUGGCUAUGGAGGUGGCUUUGGAGGUGGAUAUGGAGGUGGCAUUGGCAUCUCCAGGGCAGCUGGGUUAGGUUUCGGAGGUGGCUUGGGUGGUGGUUUUGGAGGUGGGCUCAGAGCAAGUUAUGCUGGAGGGUUGAAAUCUGGUUUUGGAGGUGGGGCAGGCUUUGGCGCCGGAGGAGGAAUUGGCGGGGCAGGAGGAAGGUUUGGAGGAGCCGCUGGGUUGCUCAGGAGCCGCAUAGGCGGGAGAGGUUUCAAGAUUGGUAGCUAUGGUGGCAGCUCUGCAUUCCUACUUGGUGCUGGAAGACCAGGAUUUGGAGGUCCCGGGGGGAUUGGAGGGAUUGGGGGGAUUGGGGGUCUAGGGGGUGUCCCAGGCAUUUCUGAAAUGCCAUCCAUUGACCCAUCCCUGCCCUCUAUGGACACUGUCCAAGUCACCCGCCAGAGGGAGAAGGAAGAACUCCAGGGCCUGAACAACAAGUUUGCCCAGUUCAUUGACAAGGUCCGCAGUUUGGAACACCAGAACACCAUACUCAAAGCUCAGAUCAACAUCUACAACCGAAGUGACCCAAAUGCACCAGCCAAUCCUGCCGUGGUGGCCACCACUGCUGUAGCUGGCUACAAAGCCCAGAUUGAAACCCUAUCUCAAACCAAAGCAGCACUUGUGGCAGAAAUCGAUCAUUACAAGCAAGUGAUUGGAGACAUCCAAGCCAAGUAUGAUGAGGACAGCUCAGUCACAAAGGGCUUGGAGGUCGAAUGGACUACACUCAAAGAGGAUAUUGAUCACCUGUACCUGACCAUCUUUGACCUUCAGACCAAACUCACUGGAAUAGAGGACCAAAUUACUCUUUCCAAACAAGUCUAUGAUGCUAAAGUAAGAGAAGUUCAGACAAUCGUUACAAGUGGCACCAGAGCAGCUGUUUCCAUUUCAUUCGACAACUAUGCUCAAGCUGUGGACCUGACAUCAGCCAUCUCAGAUAUGAAAUUACAGUAUGAAGUACUCGUCCAGAAGACCAAACAAGAGGCAUUUGCAGCAGCCGAGAGCAAGAUCUAUCUGGCUUCUGGCUCCCUGACACAACCAACUGUACAUGCCCUGACAUCAUUCAAGGAGGAGUACAGGACGUUGAAGCUGCAGGUUGACGCAAUUCAACGUGAAAUAGAAAGGGUUAAGAGCCUGAACAUUCAGCUGGAGACUCAGAUCGCUGAGUCAGAGACCAGCACCGGCAGUGAGACUGACACAUACCAGGAGCAGGUUUCAUCCCUCAAGUCUCAGCUAGAUGACAUUAGAAAGCAAAUUGCCCACUAUGGCCAAGAAUACCAGGAUCUCCUGGCAGUGAAGAUGGGAUUAGAUGUAGAAAUUACAGCCUACAAGAAACUGAUGGACAGUGAAGAAUUGAGACUCAGCUCUGGAAGCGGCAUCACGGUACAGAUGUCCAAAUCUAGCUUUGGCGGAAGCGCAGGAGGUGGUGGUGGCGGAUCUGGAUAUGGCGGAGGCUUUGGUGGAGGACUAGGAGGUGGUCUUGGAGGUGGUCUUGGAGGUGGUCUCGGAGGAGGAUUUGGAAGUAGUCUCGGAGGAGGACUUGGAGGUGGUUUCGGAGGAGGACUUGGAGGUGGUUUCGGAGGAGGACUUGGAGGUGGCAUUUCAAGUAGUUACAGCGGUUCACUAGGCCUGGGCGCUGGCGGCGGCGGCAUCGGCGGAGGUUUCGGAUAUGGAGGAGGAGCGACGUUUGGAAGCCUGAACUCUAGCUCAAUAUCCUCAUCCACUGCUUAUUGAAGAACGAAUAUUGAAGACCAUCACCUGAAAUGAAUUUCUUGGAAAUCUCAACAUGAAACCAACGCGGCAUUCACAAGAAAACAGCCAGAGUGUUUUCCACGUAAAAAAGUCAUAAAAAAAAAAUUGAAAAAAAUCGUAUCUGCACUCAGAGAGCUUCCUGAGAAGACCACGACACUUUAUUCUCUAAUGUCGCUAACCAAGGGAACUUUUUCGUGUUUUUGUUUAUAGUCGAAAGCGCUAUCAUAUAACUCUUUUGUGUACUCUUGCGGUGAUUGAAAGACUUUCCUUUAAUGUUUUUUAAAUUUCUUUUCAUUUUUCACAAAAUGUAUAAAUUAUAACCCCAGCGCUUGCCACUUAAGCCUCUAAUUACUGAACUGCAGGAAGUUUAGCCUAAUCUGGGAUUUAUCACUGAGCUCCGGACUAUUGAACACACAAGGGAAAAUCUCUCCUCUCUAUGU
Rana temporaria (common frog) is the source of this 2443-nucleotide messenger RNA. Its product is annotated as thread biopolymer filament subunit alpha-like. The transcript has 10 exons. The record is from RefSeq and is a predicted model, not a curated record. Lineage: Eukaryota; Metazoa; Chordata; Amphibia; Anura; Ranidae. The coding region runs from base 60 to 1985 and encodes 641 amino acids.